AUGUGUCGUCGAAGUCAUCGGUCGACCGCUGGGCGACUACCAGAGCGUUAUCGUGAUGACUUUAUCCUGUCGUUACCUAACAUUGUGUCCAGCCAAAAAACUAUCGUCGCAUCUUCCGCGUCAUCUUCACAUGCAAGGCCGCCACCGCCAACGCGUCCAUCACAGAGCUGCAGGCCACGUGUGCCCAUUCCUGCCCCCGACAGACUUAAAGAGGAAGGCGCUACCGGCGAAGACGUGAAAUAUGAGAGUCUCGCCACAAAUCCAGCUGCUAUUUUGUGCACUGAAGGGCUUUCCACUACUACAGCCUCGACUCUUGCCUGGAUAAAGGACGAGAGCUCUGCGGAAGAGGCCAUGGACGUCAAACAUUCACGUAAUAAGAAGCAGUCAAGAAGUAGUCCGAGUAAGCAAACAAGCCGGGCAUAUCUUGCGAAGUAUCUAGAUGGCACUUGGAUGGACGAGCAUGGAAGAAACGUACAUUUCCUUGACAAAUACUACGAUGAGCAUGUUGAAGAGUAUGAAGCGGAGAAGAAGAAAGACAAGGUGGAAGACCUGAAAGGCGAAAAAAAUGGCGUUAGACUGUUCCCAGAGGCUGCGGAGCACGAGGCUGUGUCGCUAUACAAUAAUAGAGAUGUUGAAUUGGAGGCAUUCGAGAAAUGGUUGGUGCAUGGUGAAUCAAAGCAUGCUGCGGCCGGAAACGGUGGUGAAGAGAUGGAUCAAAACAUAACAAAGUACUAUACGGACAAGAAAUUUGCUGCCCUUCACUUCAAGUUGCAGUGGCACAUGAUACUUGAAGCUGAAGAAGACCUUAUCUUUCAUCCGCCUCGGCGUGCACACGCAGACGCUAAUGGAAAGCCAUUUCGAUAUGCGCAAAAGUUGUUUGGGAUCAACGGUCUACAUGCUAUCAGCGCACUGGAAAAGAAGAAUAAGGAGGCACGGAAUAAAAUUGAGCUGAUGCCACAGAGAAGUGACUAUGAGAUGGCGAAGGAAUAUCUGAAAGAAAAAGGACUGCCGAGCUCCUUAAUAGCGAUGUACAACUAUCUUGAUCAGUGA
Molecule: messenger RNA, 1050 nt
Organism: Verruconis gallopava
Lineage: Eukaryota; Fungi; Ascomycota; Dothideomycetes; Venturiales; Sympoventuriaceae
Exons: 2
Coding region: 1-1050 (349 amino acids)
Source: RefSeq, a predicted model, not a curated record